AAUCCCAUAGUAUUAAUGCACAGCGGCAAUCUGGCACUACACAAAGUAACCUUAUCACUUGGGCGUGUCAGUUCUGGAUUAUAUCCUGUGGAACCAAGUCCGUUCUCUCUUUGCUGUGGAUGCAGGCUGAAAGAUGAAAAAAUGAUCGUGUUUCGUGGACGUGUUCUGUGGAUUUCCAUCUCUCUUCUGGCAUUCGUGGUGUCUGCAAGAUGUUCUUAUCUGUAUGAUGAUUGCACUGUACAGGAUGCGCGUAGUGGACUUGAGAUCAAAACCUUCGGGGACUCUCUCCGUGUGACCAUCGCCAACUCCGAUGAAGACAACGGUGUCACCAUAGGAAUCAAAGGCAAAGAGAAACCACAGACUCUUGACAUAAAGAAGAAAUGGAGGGAAGUUGAGUGCCGAGUUUCAGGCGACGAAGAGAUCGAAUGCGGCGAAGAGAAGCCCAACACCACGGAGAGCAACUCUGGUGGCCUGGCGCGAGAAUUUGAGAUCAGGAAUGCCGAGGUUCUUGCUAAUUGUCCUCAGGGAUUGCCCAACAAAGAGCUCCCCCCAUCCACCACAGUCAAGUUCCCUCGCUGGAACUCCACCAAGGAACACUUCGCCGUCAUCCCGGAGGUGAACCUGACUGUUGCUUUGUCCAUAUUUGGAGAAGAUCUUGUCCUUUGUUGGGACGGAAACCAGACGGCCGUCAAGGCGAGCGAAGGAGACUGUCAAGGCUUGCCAGCCCGCGAGGUGCACAAGGUCACACUCGAUUACGAGACACAGGAGAUCAAGAGUGCUGAUGGCCGAGUUCUGAGAAGACUGAAUAGCACCAACGCAAAUAAAGAUGACCUGAUGAAGAUGAAGGCUGACGGAGGCAAGGCCUGGGCUGUGCAGAGUCUGGGAGACUGGCCUCACCCUCACGACCAAGACCAAAGCACGGACAACCAAGUGGAGUGUACAUGCAACAAUGGUGGAACGAGCGGAGUAAUCCUGAUUGUUUUGCUUGUUCUCUUCAUUAUCACAACUAUUGUUUUGGCCGUUUGCAUUCUACGUCUCAGGAUAAACUCAAGAAGUCCAUCUGCUUCUUCUCGAGAGCUUACACUUAAUACAGCGAGGGAGACCAUGGUCAGCGAGCAUCCUCACAGACGGGACUCUGGAGUGGAAACUAUCAAUGAUAUCUAUGGAUUCGAUGAUUAGUGAAAAUGGGAUCCGUCUGACCAUACGUAUACAAACAGAUAUACAUGUAUGGAUACAGGCAAAGAUUUAUGCAUACGAACAAGUAUGAAUAAAUGCAUAC
Messenger RNA from Penaeus vannamei (Pacific white shrimp), 1279 nucleotides. RefSeq lists its product as uncharacterized. The record is from RefSeq and is a predicted model, not a curated record. NCBI's taxonomy places the organism in Eukaryota, Metazoa, Arthropoda, Malacostraca, Decapoda, Penaeidae.